AUGCAGGCGCAGGGCUCCCGCAUGGAGGAGAUCGAGGCCGCCGUGGGCGAGCUCUCGCGCUGCCUGGCCGAUAUCGGCUCCCGGCUCCGGGAUCUGAAGGAGUCCGUUUCGAGCGCCAUGCUGGGGCUGAGCCUGCAGGCUCUGGAGCAGCUCCUGGCCACCCAGCGCAGCCAGAACGCAGGUGCCGAGUCUGCGCCACUGCCCCCAGCGGACCAGCUCCAGCAGGCCGCGGCGCUGGAGGCGCCCACCGUGGUGGGGUCAUCCAGCAGGCGUUCGCCCGCCAGGCGGCCCUCGUCGCCCGCUCAGCAGCCAUCCGCCGAGGCCAGCGAGCCGCCGCCCGACGCGUCGGCCGCGGCGGCCCUCUCCGAGGGGCAGACUCAGGCCCCGGAGUCCGCCAAGACGCUGACGCCUCGCGGGACGUCGAGGCUGACUUCUGCGGCGGCCCCGUGCGCAGGCAAGCCGGCGGAGGUGCGCACCCUGAUCCAGGCCCUGAAAGCCUCCCAGCCGCCCCGGGACAGGAGGGUCAGCCGCUGCAGCGUCAGCGCGAGCCACAGCGAGCUCGGCGCUGCAGGCGAGAGCCUCGGUGGUCUCUGCGACACAGGGCACGAGGACAUCUGCGAGGCCAAAGCAGAUUGGAUGUGCAACGUUUGCACUUUUCGUCGCACUGGCCUCCCCCUCAUCAAGUAUGGCAGCAACGAGAAGUGCUUCAAGUGUAAGCUCCACAAGGGCGUGUGCUUCAAGCAGGUCGUGCCCGACGACGCCCCGAACCGCAGCACCAAGCGCAAGCCUCCUGGGGGCGAGCCAUCGGCAGCUGGGAUGGCCAAGCUUGAGAAGAGAUUGCAGUCCCUCGAAGCAGAGAACCAGUGCCUUCGGGCGCCACAAGACGGAGCGGCGGCUGCGGAUGAGACUAAUGGUGCUGAUGAGCUGCGUGAAGAAAUCGAUGGUCUGGCCAAGCAUGUGCAGUGGCUGGGGUCCGUCAAGCUGCCCUGGGCUGCUCAACCUCUCCUAGCGGCACGAGAGCAGUUGGAGGCAGCCCGUCGGAAGCUAUAUGACACUAAGCCCCUACCGGCGAAGCUUACGGCGCUUUCGAGAAGAGCUGAGCAAGCCCGUCAGCGUCUGCAGAAGGCCGAGCAGGACAAGCUCGCAGCGGACAAAGCCCUGGCAGCCGCACAGCUUGCAGCCACGUCGGCGGCGAAUGUCGUCGAGGAGCGCAAAAAAACUGUGGAAGAUCUGGAGGAAGACGUCAGGGCUUUGUCUUCGCAGCCUGCCCCGCAGCCGAUGGCCGUCGACCUCACGGGGCCAGAGUUCCACAUCUGCGAGGAGAAGUUGCUGGCCUGCUUGGGAGCCAUGGAGGGGGUUUCGGAUGCCAGCAAGUUGGCGCCCAAGCUGGUCGAGGCGCUCAAGUCUCGGGCUGCGGAGCUUCUGGAGGAACCGUCUGAGAAGAAGACGAAGCGUGAGACGUCCCAGCCGCCCUCGCAGGACGUGGCUGACUUCGUGGCGGAGAAUGCGGAGGAGCCCACCUUGCGUGAGAAGGCCAUGCAGUUGGCGGCAGGUGGCUACAGACGAGUCGUCUGCACCGCGGUCGUCCCCGACCUCGAUUUCGGCUCAGGGCGCUGCUCGGACACUUCGGUGGGCAGCAGAUUCCGAGCUGGCUCCCUUGGUCUCUUUCGCGCUGAGAUCGUCCACGGCGGGGGGCCAACCUGCAACGACCCGCGCUGCGACUGCCACAUCGCCAGCGACAUCGCGCCCCCCUUCAUCAGGAGCGCGGGUGUGAUCGAGGCAUGGCUGAAGUGCAAGAACCCCAUUGCGGCGCUCAUGAUCAGCCUGCUCAGGAUCUGUUGGAAGUUGCCGGGCCCGUUUACGUUACUUGACGACGAAGGACCCAUCGCCUGGCAGUCGAUCUCGGAGGCGCUGCACGGCAAGCGCCUCGCGCCCCAUCAGAGGCACUCGCUUCGGGGUGUGAUCACUGGAGUCCGUGGUGGCUGCCUGCACUUGUUCAGUUUCAGUUUCCCCGAGGACGUUGUCGACGACGGGCGGGGCGGCCUCCUGCUGCGGAAGCCGUUCUUUCGGGAGUUCGGCACCGUGCUGAACCUCAGGUGGCUACUGAUACUCCUUGCGCUCAGGAUCGCAUUGGUCGACUUCUUCGGUUCCAAUGGGGUCGCAGCGGAGGGGGCGCUGGUAGGUCGUGCUAGUGCUGUCAAGUUCUGCAAGAAGUUCUGGGGCGCGCUGAAGGGGACUCUGCACGAGCUUCCUGCGCGCACGGUGCCCGUCAUGCUGUUGGACGCUAGCGCUAGGGUUGGCAGUGAGUUGAGUGUGGCGCUGGGGACACACAGUGCCGAUCAGGAAAAUGCCGGCGGAGUCUACUUCAGGGAGACGCUGGAGGAACACCACCUGCGCGCGGUAAAUCGCGCUGUCGGCCAGGUGGCAUUCGACGCGGAGACGCUAACGAGGCAGAGUGCGGACUCGAUAUACCUGGAGUUCCACAGCGCAGUGAUGCCAGUGGGCACGAAGCCUGCUGCCGCUGCGCCUGACCCAGGUAUCCAGGCUCGCAAGCGCAUUGCCGUUGAAGAUGGCAGCACGGAGAAGAAAGUCGACCUCGCCAUCAAGCUAGGCGUCAUCAGCUCCCAGAGGACCCGCCUCCUCGAGGCGGCGUGCACCACGCAGUUCACGAUCACGGUUGCCGGUCCCAUCUACCAAGCCAUGAAGUCCGCAUUCGAGACUGAGUACACUCCCCGAGUCAAGGGCCAGAAGGGGCAUGGUCUUGGCGCGCCUGACAGUUUCAUGUUCGCCGGAGUAUUGGUGCGCAGGCUCAUGGUAGCCAUCAACGAUCCCGUGCUGGAGGCCACUGUAGUCCAGAUGUCAAACUCUACGAAAGAAAAAGCCACUGCCUUCACGGGUCCGAGGCCCGCGGGCCACCUUGAGCUCGAGGAGCACCGCCUGGUGCCCGCCUCCAGGUCCGCCGUGCCGGCGCCGGCGAGGGACAGCGGCGCGGGCAGGAAGCGCAAGUGGCAGGAGGAGCUCAGCGGCGAGAGCGGCGGCGAGGAGGUCAACGAUGAGGAUAUGGACGAGUUCCGCAAGAGAGUAGCCGAGGAGGAGCGGCAGGAACAGCUGCAGCGCGAGAUGCAGGAGCAGCGGGCGGCGCAGGAAAAGGCGGCCCGCGAGGAGCUCGAGCGCCGCAGGGCGGAGGAGGACCGCCGGGGCGCCUCCGAAAGGCGCCGCCGCUCGACCACCCGGCGUCGGCGCCGAGCGCGCUUCCCGAAGCUUGCCCGCUGGAGUCCUCGCCUGCUCCCCCUCCAUCGAAGAGCCUAAAACGGCACACACAUCAAGUGUUCGGGGUUCCGCGCGGAUUUCCGCGACCUGCGCUGGAUCCCUGGCGACGCCGCCCCUGGCGCGCUCCGCGCGCCAGGGGGGGGGUUCAGCGCAGACCCAAGAAAUCCGCGCGGAACUUCGAUGCUCCCCCCCCCUCUUGGAGAAUCGGGUGCCCCCCAAACGGCCAGUCGGUCAGAGGGGAUUCAGCAGGGUGUUCAGACUUUCUUGCCGGUUCCUGCAAGUUUUCCUGCCUCGGGAUGCGUUCCAGCAUCUGCGCCUCGCCGAGAGCGUGCUGGGAGGGGGCCCGGAUUUCCC
Messenger RNA from Prorocentrum cordatum, 3624 nucleotides. The record is from the annotation of a GenBank genome assembly. Lineage: Eukaryota; Dinophyceae; Prorocentrales; Prorocentraceae.